Messenger RNA from Radiomyces spectabilis, 1462 nucleotides. RefSeq lists its product as uncharacterized. The transcript has 7 exons. Gene Ontology annotation, biological process: tryptophanyl-tRNA aminoacylation. Gene Ontology annotation, cellular component: cytoplasm. Gene Ontology annotation, molecular function: tryptophan-tRNA ligase activity; ATP binding. The record is from RefSeq and is a predicted model, not a curated record. Bases 118 to 1371 code for a protein of 417 amino acids. NCBI's taxonomy places the organism in Eukaryota, Fungi, Mucoromycota, Mucoromycetes, Mucorales, Radiomycetaceae.
CAAUUUUUCGACCUUUGGUUUCCAUCAAAAAUUUCCUUUUCUGACACAAAAAUAGGUACAUUUUUUUAGAUACGCAAAUUUUUUUCCUUGCAAUAAACACAAGGUUGUUCAGAAACCAUGUCUCAAGAGCAGUUGUCCAAGAGCGUUGCUGAUUUGAGCAUUGAAGAGCAAGGUGCUCCCCCUGCGAAAACCGCUGCGCAGAAUGUCACCCCCUGGGAAGUCGAGGGUGCUGUUGUUGACGGUGUAGCUCAAGCCAUUGACUACGACAAGCUUGUUGAUCAAUUCGGUACUACGCCCAUCACCACUGAAUUGCUUCAACGUUUCGAACAACUCACUGGCAGAGCACCCCACGUUCUCUUGAGAAGAGGCACUUUCUUUUCUCACAGAGAGUUCUCCAGAAUUCUGGAUCGCUACGAACAAAAGAAGCCCUUCUUCUUAUACACUGGUCGUGGACCUUCAAGUGCUUCCAUGCACUUGGGUCACAUGAUCCCUUUCAUCUUUUGUCAAUGGCUUCAGGACGUCUUUGAUGUUCCGAUUGUCAUUCAAUUGACAGACGAUGAAAAGUUCUUGUUCAAACCUAAUCUUACCGUUGAAAUGUGCAAUCAGUUUGCUUAUGAAAAUGCCAAAGAUAUCAUCGCUUGCGGCUUCAAACCUGAAAAGACCUUUAUUUUCUCCAACUUGAACUACGUCGGUGGUGCUUUCUAUCAUAAUGUUGUCCGUAUUUCCCGCUGCAUUACUUCCAAUCAGUCCAAGGCAACUUUCGGUUUCAACGACAGUGAUAAUGUCGGUAAACUCCAUUUCGUGUCUAUUCAAGCGGCUCCUUCCUUCUCCAAUUCGUUCCCUCAAAUUUUCGGAACCAAGAAGGAUAUUCCAUGCUUGAUUCCUUGCGCUAUUGAUCAGGAUCCCUAUUUCCGUUUAACGCGUGAUGUGGCCAAGCGAUUGAAAUACCCCAAGCCGAGUUUGAUUCAUGCCAAGUUUUUCCCAGCAUUGCAAGGAUCGCAAACAAAGAUGAGCGCCUCCGUCGAUAGUUCUGCCAUCUUCAUGUCUGACACCCCUAAUCAGAUCAAGAACAAGAUCAACCGAUACGCUUUCUCUGGUGGAGGAGCUACCGUGGAGGAGCAUAGAGCCAACGGUGGUAAUCCCGAUGUGGACGUUGCUUACCAAUACCUCAGUUUCUUCCUUGAUGAUGAUGAAGAAUUGAAGAAAAUUCACGACGCAUACAAAUCCGGUGAGAUGAUGACGGGUGAACUGAAGAAGCGCUGUAUCGAAGUUCUUCAGAAGGUGGUGGGUGAUUUCCAGAAGAAAAAGGCCGAAGUCACAAAGGAAACCAUUGAUUACUUCAUGGAUCCUAAUAGAAAAAUUGAUCCUUAAAAAAGAAAGUUGUAGUAUAAAGGAAUGCAUUGUAAAAGUUAAUACAAAUUGGGGACUGCAUGCUUCAAGUAUGUGGGCUCACUUGAAAAUG